CGUCGGAAAGAAGGAGGAUGAUUGACUGUUGAGAGCGAAGUCAAGGUCGUUCCAAGGGUUCGGACAGUCCCGGUGUGGAGACCAAGGCUGUGAUUUUAAUUUUCCUAGCCUUGAUUCGGACUCUCGCGUGGCGGGCGGAUCGACAUUCGAAGAAUCGGUUCAUUGAAUCGACGAUAGGCUACUCAAGGCUUGUUUGCCAUCCUCUCGAAACACGCUACAACGAUGGACCAGGUGAUCCGGAUCCUCAAGGCCCACAAGGGCCAGAUCAUCCGGUAUGGGAAGAAGGCAUUCAAGUGGUUCCAGAAUCGCCAGAAGCAGCAGCAGCAGCAGCAAGGCGGAGGAGCAGGCGGCGGUGGUGGUGGAUAUGCAGGGGCCGCCGGCGGAGGAUACCCUCAGCAAAAUCAGCAGCAGCAGCAGCAAUACUAUGGUGGACCGGGUGGGGGAGGAGGAUAUCAGCAGCAGCAGCAGUACUAUGGCGGAGCUGGUGGGUACGAUCAUCCACCUCCUCAGGGCCAGUACGGGCACUCUCCUGGUGCUUUCAAUCCCCCUUCUACUGGUGUCAAGCCGAAUCACGGACGCUACAACGACAACGAGGUGAACCAAAAGAACGAGCACUACCGCCAGCUUCGAGCCCAGGCCCACUCCGAGGGCGAUAAGAUGGCAAAGUGCUUCGACGACUCACACAAGGCCUAUGCGAGCGGCGAUGGAAGCAGGGCAAAGCAGCUGAGCAACGAGGGCCACGAGCACAAGAGGAGGAUGGAACAAGCCAACGGCGAGGCUGCUGACUGGAUCUUCAAGGCAAACAACGAGGACUCUGGUCCGGACGAGAUUGAUCUUCACGGCUUGUACACUCAGGAGGCUAUUGAUCGCACCGAGCAGGCCGUCCGCCAGUUCCAGAGCCAGGGCAAGCCAACGAUGCGCGUCAUCGUCGGCAAGGGCAUCCACUCCAAGGACCACGUCGCCCACAUCAAGCCGGCCAUCGAGAAGCUCAUGCGCGACAACAACAUCUCGGCUGCUCUGGACCCCCACAACGCCGGCGUCCUCGUUGUCCACCUUCAGGGAGGCGGCAACGUUGGCGACGCUGGCUUCACCAGGGACCUGGCAAAGGGCGCUACCGGCAAGGAUGAUGAGUGCACCAUCAUGUAGAUUUCUGCUCUACGCUGUCGUUGCUUUCUAGGAACAGUCUUGUCUUCAUUGCUCUAAUAACCUAUCAAUGUCCCUC
Messenger RNA from Acaromyces ingoldii, 1222 nucleotides. RefSeq names its product DUF1771-domain-containing protein. The transcript is spliced from 2 exons. The record is from RefSeq and is a predicted model, not a curated record. NCBI's taxonomy places the organism in Eukaryota, Fungi, Basidiomycota, Exobasidiomycetes, Exobasidiales, Cryptobasidiaceae. Bases 223 to 1146 code for a protein of 307 amino acids.